AUGGCGAUACCACUUUCACUAAUCCCAGUAAAUCUCAAAGAAUCGGCUCUUGAUUCUCCGACCUUUCGGGCAAAUAUCAUACAUUUUUGUGAACAAGUUGAUAUUGUGGAGAAGUGGCUUGAGGGAUACAUUCGUAGCAUAUUGAAAGUUGUCCAGGAACUAGGAGGUCUAGAAGAAGCUCUCGCAGCAACGUUUUCCCAAUCGAUACCAUCUUCAAUUUCCGAAUCAAUCCUUGACCAUGACUACUCGCUUCUUGCAAUUGAACUCUUGGCCGAAGCAGGGAGGGAUUUUUGGAGUAUCGCAAUUGCUUACUCAAAACGAAUGCAACCCCAGAUGAUAGAGCCUUUAUCUGAAUUUUUAAGAAAUGACAUCCGGCAGUUCAAGGAGUGCAAACGCGUUUUCGAAGCAUCCCAACAGCGGUAUGAUGUGCUUCUCCAAAGAUAUGCGGGACAAUCUAAAGGCAAGGAGGCCUCUGCGCUUCGAGAAGAUGCCUUUCAGCUACACGAAAGCCGCAAAACAUAUAUCCGUGCAUCAUUUGACUUUUGCGUCAAAGCCCCAGAAUUACGCGCAGGACUUGAUAGAAUUAUUACACGCGUAACUACAGACCUAUGGAGAGAGCAGGUCCGAUAUAGAAAAGGAUUUACAUUAGGUGUGGAUCGGUAUGAAUCAACCAUGGAUAGGAUCAGAUGCUGGAGUGACUCCAUGGAAUCUUCAGCCAAAAUAUUCAAACAAGAGCUUGCACUAGCUCGUAAAGACAUGGAAGAACAAGCAAGGCACAUAACAAAGCCUUCUAGGGAACUCGACGACUACUCGAGUAGCACCGUGCCAUUUUUGACAACAAGGGGGAAAGAGUCUGCCGCCCCCACAUCUAGAGGCAGCGAAGCUAUCGAGAAACAGGGUUGGCUUUUUAUUAGAUCCGCGACGGGCAAACAAGGCACCCGGAGCAUUUGGGUUCGGCGCUGGUGCUUCGUUAAAGACGGGAUAUUCGGGUCUCUCGUACUCCAGGGGCAAGGUACAAAAGGCAGCGGGGUUGAAGAAACUGAAAAGAUUGGACUUCUUUUGUGUAAUGUCAAACCGGCUUUCCAAGAAGAUCGUAGGUUUUGUUUCGAGAUCAAAACCAAAGAUAACAGCAUCCUGCUGCAAGCAGAAACACAACAGGAGCUGAGCACCUGGCUAAAUGUUUUUGAAGCUGCCAAACAGGCUGCGGUCCUCACCUCAUCGGGAGCCGCAGCAGCUGUAUCAGCUUUUUCUAUAUCCCCCCCUCGUGCAGAAUUUGCUUCGGCACAAAUGUUACGGCAAGAUGAAACAGAAAAGCCUAUCAGUCUCGGUAUUUCGAAUUCCGAGCAAGUGUCCCGUGUCAGUGCCGAUAUGGGGAAACGAACUCCUGUUGCUAUUGAUGACAUGACUUCGGGCUCCCAGACCUCGAGAUUAGGGCAAAUACUUGAAAUACCAUCCCGAAAGAACACAGGCUUAAACCCUAGCCAGAUAGGUAAUGACCGGAAGUCAAUGCCUGGCGGUGGUAUACAAGCACUUAUAUCAGCAAGUCACGGAGUUUUGCCUCUCAACACUGUAUUACAGCCCACCUCAAAUUAUACGAUUACAUCGGCCCCUGGCUUAGUAUCCAAAGGGUCCAACAUCCCCGACGGACGCACGUCGUUAUCUCUAGCGCCUAAAACCCUUGUAAACCUGCCAAUGUCAACUAACCUUUCUAAGCAAGCCCUCGCGGCUUCUACAACCUCUGAUCACACUGUAACUGUGCCUGGCGGGCUUAUGGCAAACUCCUGGGGUACAUCAAAUUGGGGUCUCUCUGGCAGAUACGAUGAAGCGAUCAAUAGGCAGCCAGAUCAAAGCAGAGAAAAGGUCAACCUAGCUCCUUCUAUACUAUCGACAUCUGACACGAGUGGGACUGCCCAUAGCCAUCGUAAAGCCGUCUCACUAGAUCUAGACUCACAAGCUUCGUCAAUACCACAAGCCCAACAUCCUUCCAAGCAUAACUACUAUCCAACAAACUAUCCAGAUGAGCUUCGGCAGCACGAUGCACAGUUCAGAAUACUAUUUUCCGAGGUUCCACGGGAUGAAAUCGUUUUAUUGGUGUUCCGCGCCACGUGGAAGCCAAACGAUGCCCAGGAAUUCCCUGGAAGGGCAUUUGUCACAUCUACGGCAAUGUACUUCUACUCACAUUAUCUAGGUCUUGUUCUCGUCAACCAGAUUAGACUUCAAUUUAUAACAGAGGUUCAAGUCACCCCAGGAAAUACUAGCGACCUAAUCCGCCUCCAUCUCAGAGAAGUAGAAGAACUGGGACCUCUUUCAGGUGAAGAUAUCUCUGUGACUACAUUCCUGGAGCCUAUCUGGGUCCUCCAAAGGCGGCUUCGAUACCUUGUAAAUCUUACGGCUAUCGAAAAACAGACAUCUUUGUAUGAAAUUGUGGAUAAUCUUACCCAUAUGGACAAUGACCCUCAACAAAGUCCAACCAGUGAUAGCUGGGAGGAGAUUAGCUUAGGCGAGGGCUUGGAAGAUGUAUCCUCAAAAUCGAAUCCGACAUCACAUGGAAAUCGAUCGAUGCGUCAAAUCGUAGAGCAGGUGACUGGGAUUCAAGCUGGAAGCGGCCAAACACAAGUCUUAACAACUUCGCCAUAUACAUUCGUUCCGCCCGCAAAUACUGUCAAUGUCUUUAGCCAAACAUUCCCUAUUUCGGCGAAAUCCUUAUUCUGCUUGUUGUUUGGCGACAGAUCAAAAGUUUUCAACCUUCUGUAUUCAAAACGACGGUCCUCCGGUAAAGUCACCAAUUCGUGGAACUGCUUGGGCCAGCACACCGACUAA
Molecule: messenger RNA, 2820 nt
Organism: Orbilia oligospora ATCC 24927
Lineage: Eukaryota; Fungi; Ascomycota; Orbiliomycetes; Orbiliales; Orbiliaceae
Exons: 7
Coding region: 1-2820 (939 amino acids)
Cellular component (GO): endoplasmic reticulum; cytoplasm; plasma membrane
Molecular function (GO): protein binding
Source: RefSeq, a predicted model, not a curated record